GCGCGAAGCUAUUUAUGACGUCGUGGCUAUUUCCUCUUGGUGGGAAAUGUGUCUUCUUCGUCUUCCUCUGUGAACCCAAAACACCAGCACCCGGAGCAACAGACGGACACAGAUCCCAAGAAGUUUUUCCAACAGUGAAGUGAAUCUCUGCAGCCUCAACAAUGACUUCUCUGCUGUUACUUGCUCUGCUGUCUGUCUGCUGGGCUGAUUCCCAUUUUAACCUGAACUCCACAGAGUCCAAGUACUUCAGAACGAUCUAUGUUGCAGAUAGUGAAUCACGGCUGGGCAUAAAGAUAGAUCAACCUAAAGUUAUCUCAUAUCGGGGCAGCAACGCCACUCUGCCCUGCAAGUUCUACUACAAGCCGGUUCCUGUUCGCGGAUUUUUCGGUCCUUUCAAGGUCAGGAUCAAGUGGACCAAACUCACCUCAGAUUACCUCAAGGAAAUUGAUGUCUUUGUUUCAUUGGGAAACAACUGGAAAAGUUUUGGAAAUUACGAGGGAAGAGUUUUCCUGAAUGACGAUGAUGAGAAUGAUGCUUCUAUAACAAUUACAGAUUUAACUCUGGAGGACUACGGCAAAUACAAAUGUGAAAUCAUUGAGGGGCUCGAUGAUGUCACUGGGACCGUACUGCUGGAUCUCCAAGGGGUGAUAUUCCCGUACUUCCCACGACUAGGUCGCUAUAAUCUGAACUUUAUUGAGGCUCAGAAGGCAUGUCAAGAUCAAGAUGCGAUAAUUGCUUCAUUUGAUCAACUUUAUGAUGCGUGGAGAGGAGGGCUGGACUGGUGUAAUGCAGGUUGGCUGAAUGAUGGGUCUGUACAGUACCCCAUCACCAAACCCAGGGAGCCAUGCGGAGGGCAAAACACGGUGCCAGGUAUCCGCAGCUAUGGAUACAGAGACAAGAUGAAGAACAAGUAUGAUGUGUUCUGCUUUACAUCCAACUUCAAUGGUCGAUUCUACUAUCUGAUUUACCGACGAAAGCUCACCUAUGGCGAAGCGGUGCAGGCCUGCAUCAGGGAUGGAUCGAAGAUCGCUAAAGUUGGCCAAAUGUACGCUGCCUGGAAAUUGCUUGGUUACGACCGCUGUGAUGCAGGUUGGCUGGCGGAUGGCAGUGUCCGCUACCCAAUCUCUAGACCCAGGCGUCGGUGCAGUGAAACUGAGGCAGCAGUGCGUUUUGUUGGCUUCCCCAAUAAAAAGCACCAGUUAUAUGGUGUUUACUGCUUCAGAAGCAACUGAUAAUUCGUGUUAAAGCUUAGUCGGAGAUGAGUAUUAUUUUACUUCUGCACAUGUGAAAGAUGUACUUUCAAUAAUAUGAACUCAUAUUACCAAAACUGUGAUUAAAAAAAAGAUUUUUUCUUACUGUACAAUGCCAUUUUCAUGCAAACCAAAACAUUUUUUCUUUGUUGUAAUGUAACAUACAAUCAUUAAAUAUUGAAAAUAAUAUAAUUUUAUAGGAAGUUGUACCAAGAUUUAGCACCAAUUUGCUUUAUGUUUAAGUAGCAUUUAGCAAAAGCUACCCUAAACACUGUCUGACUGUGCCUAAAGGAUUGAAUAUUCAGGAUCGAGUGGGCAUGCCAAAGCUGGACAUUAAGUAUUGUAAUAUCAUUCGUAACAAGCAUUUCUCAGGCAAUAUUUUAAUUUUUUUGUGAAAAUUUUCAGGAUUCAUCUUGCUUUGUAAGCUCUUUAAUAUUUGGUGCAUUUCUGGUGAUUCAAGAACAUGGAGAGAGAUGAUGCAAUACUAUUUUCUCCACAAGAAACUAUUAGCUUGUCCAAAAUUUAACCCUUUGAUCAGCCUGCCAUUGAUGUUGUGUGCUUUGACAAAACCAUUGAUAUCUAGAACUGUUUCAUGUUGCAGUUAAUGAAUUUACCAGCAAAAUUUUUAUUGUUAAACCUUAAUGCAUGGUGCAAACUCCCCCUACACCCCGGGCAAAUAAUUGAAUUUAUCGCGCUGAAUGAUGAAUUGUCCGAGAAACGCAGUAGCUUUUUUCUGCCUUCUUCAUAUCAUUCCGCUGAAGGUCACCUGUGUUUCUUUAAACAGAGGACAAGCUGCCUUUGAAGGGGCAUACUCUGUGAGUGUCAGUGAGUGUGUUACAUCAUGAAACAGUAUUCAAGUACUGUUACCCACCCUUUCCAGGUCGGGCUAUGCACACAUUCCUCCAGUAAAGAUAAAUACAUCAAAUAAAGGACAAGUUCUGUCAGUUU
Messenger RNA from Hypanus sabinus (Atlantic stingray), 2198 nucleotides. RefSeq names its product hyaluronan and proteoglycan link protein 1-like. Gene Ontology annotation, molecular function: hyaluronic acid binding. Gene Ontology annotation, biological process: cell adhesion. The transcript is spliced from 5 exons. NCBI's taxonomy places the organism in Eukaryota, Metazoa, Chordata, Chondrichthyes, Myliobatiformes, Dasyatidae. The coding region runs from base 162 to 1232 and encodes 356 amino acids. The record is from RefSeq and is a predicted model, not a curated record.